Messenger RNA from Phytophthora sojae, 519 nucleotides. RefSeq names its product Ca2+-binding protein/EF-hand superfamily protein. Gene Ontology annotation, molecular function: calcium ion binding. Lineage: Eukaryota; Oomycota; Peronosporomycetes; Peronosporales; Peronosporaceae. The record is from RefSeq and is a predicted model, not a curated record. Gene Ontology annotation, cellular component: centrosome; centriole. Bases 1 to 519 code for a protein of 172 amino acids. Gene Ontology annotation, biological process: centriole replication; mitotic cell cycle. The transcript has a single exon.
AUGUCCUCCGCGUACGGCUCCCGCGGCGGCGCCAAGGCCAAGGGCGCGGCCCAGAAGAACAAGAAGUUCGAGCUGACGGAGGAGCAGAAGCAGGAGAUCCGCGAGGCCUUCGACCUGUUCGACACGGACGGCAGCGGCACCAUCGACGCCAAGGAGCUCAAGGUGGCCAUGCGCGCGCUGGGCUUCGAGCCCAAGAAGGAGGAGAUCAAGAAGAUGAUCUCGGACAUCGACAAGGACGGCAGCGGCACCAUCGACUUCACCGAGUUCCUCGAGAUGAUGACGUCCAAGAUGAGCGAGAAGGACUCGCGCGAGGAGAUCCUCAAGGCCUUCCGCCUCUUCGACGACGACGAGACGGGCAAGAUCUCGUUCCGCAACCUCAAGCGCGUGGCCAAGGAGCUGGGCGAGAACAUGACGGACGAGGAGCUGCAGGAGAUGAUCGACGAGGCCGACCGCGACGGCGACGGCGAGAUCAACGAGGACGAGUUCCUGCGCAUCAUGAAGAAGACCAGUCUCUAUUAG